CGUGUCUGUCCCGGGCUCCGUCUCUCUUCGCUCGGACUCGGGCUGAUGAUCGCUGCGCCUCACGCGGACCACAUUCAGCACGAUGGAAGUGAUCGAGACAGACCGCAUCAACAUCAUUGCGGAGAAGAGGAAGUGGCAGAUGGAGGUGGAGAAUAAGAGACGCCAGCUGGAGGAUGAUAGGAGAGCUCUGCAGCACCUCAAGUCGAAAGCUCUGAGGGAGCGGUGGCUGUUGGACGGAGCGCCCUCCUCUGGACCGGAACAUGACGAGGUAAAGAGACAGCUCCAGCAAGACGAGAAGAAGACCAGAGACCUGGAGGACAACAUCAACAGGUUGGAGCGAGAAUUAGCUGUUUUGGAGUCAGAAGGAGGACCCACAAUUACACCGGCCCCCAUAGUGAAGACAGAGCUCAUCCAAGAGGUAGAAUUUGUCCCAGUCAAACCUCAGUCCAUGGUCUCCACUGACCCAGAGGUCAAAGGUCAUGUAACCCCCAGAAUGAGCAAACCUGGAGAGGCCACAGCAGAGAUGAGGAGGGCCAUGUACUCGGUGGAGAUCCGGGUGGAGCGGGACAAUGUGACCGGGGAGACACGUGUCCUGUCCGCAAACCCCACCUUGCCUGUGGAGCCCGGGCUGGGGGUCAAAGUGUACGAGGACGAGCGCAAAGUGGUGCAUGAGAUGAACGGGGAGGAUGGCGGCCAUAUUUUGAGUUCUUCUGAAGUGGAAGAGCUUAUCCACAAAGCUGACGAGGCCCAUGUGAAGUCCAAAACCAUCACUACUGUCACAGCUUUCACUGCUACUGCUAGUACUACUGAUACAACUCCUGGUAGUACUACUGCAAGUGCAAGUACUACUGCUAUUACUACUACUACAGAAAAGCUCCAGGAAGCGCCAGGAGAAACUAAACCCGUGGAUGUGAGUACAGUUUCCAGUGUGGAGAUCACCGGACUGGAGGCCAAACCGGAGAAAGAACCAAGUAUCUCCGAGGCGACAGAGGACCACCCUGUCACAAUGGUCUUCAUGGGCUACCAAAAUGUGGAAGACGAGAAUGAAACCAAGAGGGUUCUGGGGCUCAAAGGAACAGUCAAAGCAGAGCUUGUGGUGAUCGAUGAUGCUGAAGGCAAGACAUCACCAGUGGAGCAGAAAGCCGUGCAAAAGUCUGCGAAAAAAGCCACUACUCCUACUGUGGAAGAUAUCCCAAAAGCGAAAGAAACAUCACAGGAAAAGAAGAAUGGAGAGAUGGCAGCAAGCUCGGAGGAGGUGCGAGCCGGAGACGCAGAGGAGCAGGCCGUGAAAAAGAAGCAGCCGUGUAAGUGCUGCACCAUCAUGUGAACAGCAGGGGGUGUUCCACUGAAAAAGUUCUGUUCAGUAUUCAUAAAACGGACAGAGACUUAAGAAAUACAUGAACUUAACUCCACCCACUGCCCUCAGCAUCUAACAUGAGUCUCCAGCAGGCAGUGAAGGAGUUAAAAGGUUAAAUGAAAGGAAAUAUGUUAUGCUAAAUGUACUUUUGGAGCAUUAAAAGUCACUGUAUCUGAUUUUUACUAUAGGACAUUUUAAACGCUUUGCAGUGGUCCAAAGUCACUCCUCACUUACAUAAUGCACUGUUAAUUAUUCAUCGCAAUGAGUUUAUAAACGCUUUUUACAACCAGCGCGAGGUUUUGCCAUCACCGUACUACUAACAACAACUAGCAGGCUAAGCAAGCACUCCCUGAUUAUUCGGCAAUAAAAUGCUUUAUAGUUUGAUGCAGAAAGUACACAAUGGACUUAUUUUGACCUAUAGAGUUUAUAUAUAAAUGGACGUAGCUAACCUGCUAGCCACAGCCAAAUAGCAAAUGAACAUGGGAGCAAUUCGACUUUAUUGACUCGUCAUUUUUUCGCUCUACAUGAUCCUGGUGUUUUUAUUUCACUAUUUUGUCCUUAAAUCAAGAGAUGAACAAUAUUAACACACCAAUCAGGUGCCUUCUU
Periophthalmus magnuspinnatus is the source of this 1963-nucleotide messenger RNA. RefSeq names its product paralemmin-1-like. The transcript has 10 exons. The record is from RefSeq and is a predicted model, not a curated record. Gene Ontology annotation, cellular component: membrane. Lineage: Eukaryota; Metazoa; Chordata; Actinopteri; Gobiiformes; Gobiidae. The coding region runs from base 83 to 1327 and encodes 414 amino acids. Gene Ontology annotation, biological process: regulation of cell shape.